UCGGCAGCGAGCGCGGCCAGUCAGUUCAUUCAGUCGGCAGGGAGCAGUCGCGGCGGCGCGCGGUAUGGAGGAAUUCGCGUAGCAAUGUCGUUCCGCAGGCUGCUGAGUGCGGUGAGGUCCGCGCGAGACGCCCUCACUCGGGGCGCCCCGCUACCGGACGGCAUCCUCAAAUCCCUUAUAUCCCUAAUCGUGAUCUGCUGCAUAGCGGUUUCAUCACCGCAGACGGCUUCCGCCAAACCGUUCGCAUUCAGCUUUCCCGCGGGCUGGUCGCUGGCCGGGCUGGUGGGCUCGGUGGGAGCGCGCUCCGAAGAGGCGGAGAGACGCGAGCCCGCCGCCGGCGUCAAGCCCUACACCGGCCGGCGCAUCGGCAACGACACCUUGCGCAUGGUCUACCACCACGACCAGACCGUCGCCGUCGUCGAGCUGGGGCCCAGCAAGUUGCUGCUCAAUUGCGAGCUCAUAGAGACGUAUGAUGAAGAAGACACGAGCCGGCUGCUGCGGCAGCUGACGCGCAUCAACCGACCCCUCGACGUCAGCUUCCCGCAGAUGAUUAAGCUCAUGAGCCAAUGUCAGCAGGUGGAGGGCGUGGAGGCGUGGGACAGCGGGCGCGCGGACAGCGGGGCGUGGCGCGAGCGCGGCGCGGCGGCGCGUUUGCGGGCAGGCGGCGCGCACGCCGGCCUGCUCGGCGGCAGCCCGCUAUCGCUGCUGCAGGGCAUCAUACCUGGUACAAAGUGGUGCGGCACGGGCGACAUAGCGGCCGACUACCACGACCUGGGCGCGGACCGCGCGCUGGACCGCUGUUGUCGCACGCAUGACCUCUGCCCCACCAAGGUGCGCGCCUUCUCGCGCCGCUACAACCUCACCAACAACUCUCUCUACAGCAAGUCGCACUGCACCUGCGACGACAUGCUCUUCGACUGCCUCAAGCACACCAACACCUCCGCCGCACACCUCAUGGGCCACAUCUACUUCAACCUCGUGCAGGUGCCUUGUCUCGAAGACAAGCCCACCGGCAGACAGUUCAGAGAAGCAAAGCAAGGGUUCUAGUGACAUCUAGCGGCGGGAAGUGUAACGAAUAACAGCGCCAUCAGACGUGAACUUUUGUAUUUCGCACAGUUUUGUUUUUGUUAUGCUGUAAUAUUGCAUUUAAAGUGUGCGUUAAAUGUGUAAAUAUUUAGAUAAUAUAUAUUCUUAUAAUUAAUUAAUUAGAUUUUAAACCUGUGAUAUGUCUGUGCCUUGAAAUGGUCUGUAAAAUAUUUGUAAGAUGGCGCUGUCGACGAUAAUGAAGUAGUCAAUAGUUAAGGAUUAUUUAUUUUUCCUAUUUCAUUUUUUUGGCUGUUACUAAUUGAGUUUCUGAGGAAUAAAAUUUGUUUUUGAGAGAACUAAUUUUAAUUUACUUCAUGGAAUAAAAUGUGGGUUAUGAGAUCAUUAUACUGUACAUCAAUAAAUGUAAAUUAAAUAUACCAAAUAAAUAUAUUUAGUAUGUUA
Molecule: messenger RNA, 1488 nt
Organism: Papilio polytes (common Mormon)
Lineage: Eukaryota; Metazoa; Arthropoda; Insecta; Lepidoptera; Papilionidae
Exons: 4
Coding region: 85-1047 (320 amino acids)
Biological process (GO): arachidonate secretion; phospholipid metabolic process
Source: RefSeq, a predicted model, not a curated record